AUGCGACCUGCGUUCAACUCCUUCCAGCCUCAAGCUCGCCCGCAGCGACCUCAACACCAACACCAAUACCAACAGCAACCACAGCAGCAACAGCAACAACAGCAACAACAUCAGAACAAUGCGUAUCCUGGAUUCCAGCAACCCAAUGGAUACCAGAAUCAAGGGAUGAUGAAUCCGCAGAUGAUGAGCAAUCCAAUGAUGGGUGGUCACAUGAACAACAUGGUUCCAAUGCCCAAUAUGAAUCCCCAGUUCUUCAACAACAUGCCUCAACAACAACAACAGUUUCCUCCUCAGUUUGGUUUGCCAAACAACAUCAGUCAGUUUCUUCCAAGCCUCUUGGGAAAUCUUAUAGCUCAGUCACUUCCCCUUCAGCCCAAUUUUUUCCAGCCUCCACCUUCUGCUUUCCCUUCUCAGCCACAACAACCUCCACAGUUCAAUUCUUUUAACCCUCCUCGUCCCUAUCUUCCGGUUCAACCUCCGCAUCAAAACCACCAGCCUCCUCCGGGCUUUUCUCAGCCACGGCCACAGCUUCCACAGGGGCAGUCCGUGGAAACUCCAAACAAUAACAAUGGCUUUCGAAAUAAUUAUACAAAACAACAGAAAUUCAACGGCCAAGGUCAAGGAUUCCAGAGACCUCACUUGCAUCAAGCAGAUAAUGCAAAGAAAAAGUUUGGGUCCAAGAAAGAUCACGCGGGCAAAGGGAAGAAAAAAAAGAUGGCGCCUGUGCUCGAUUGGUCUGAUGCUGGUGACAUAGCUACGGAAAACAAAAGACCACUUGCUAUACACUAUACUAAAAAAGAAGUUCGGCAAUGGCGUGAAGCUCGGCUUAAGAAUUUUCCAACGAAACACAAUGUUGAAAAGAAAUUAAACAAAAAUGUUCCAGACUGCGUCCUUGACGAGGAAGCAAAAUUGCGUCGUCAGCAAAUCCAGGAAGUGUUAGCAAAGCAGGCUGAGUUAGGUGUUGAAGUUGCAGAAGUUCCUUCACAUUAUUUAGCCAAUACAGAUGAACAAGUUAAUGGAGACAGCAAUGGACAACAUCGACAAAAGGAUGGCAAAAGGGGAAGAUUCCAGAAUAACAGACAUCACAAGAGAAGACAUGGUGGUGAAAAAGACAAGUUUAGUAAGAAACCAAGGGUCCAAGACGAAAAUUCAUCACAAGAAUCUUCCAUCACGACGAGAGAACCUACAUUGCUUGAGAAGCUCCUGAGCACAGACAUAAAGAGAGAGAAAAGCCAGUUGUUACAGGUCUUCCGCUUCAUGGUAAUCAACUCAUUCUUCAAGGAGUUUCCAGAGCAACCUCUGCAGUUACCUUUGGUUAUGGUAGAAGAAACUGGUUGUGAACAUGACAGGGAAGACCAGUUUGAUGAUGAUGAUGAUGUUUAUGUGAACGGUGAUGAUGACUCGUGUGAUAAAGCUGUUGGUUGA
Microthlaspi erraticum is the source of this 1425-nucleotide messenger RNA. NCBI's taxonomy places the organism in Eukaryota, Viridiplantae, Streptophyta, Magnoliopsida, Brassicales, Brassicaceae. The record is from the annotation of a GenBank genome assembly.